Molecule: messenger RNA, 504 nt
Organism: Zingiber officinale
Lineage: Eukaryota; Viridiplantae; Streptophyta; Magnoliopsida; Zingiberales; Zingiberaceae
Product: DNA-binding protein MNB1B-like
Exons: 8
Coding region: 1-504 (167 amino acids)
Source: RefSeq, a predicted model, not a curated record
AUGGUUAAGAAAUUGGAAAUCGGCUGUGAUAUAUUGAUUUGGUUGAAUCUUGGAUUGAUUGGUGGUAGUGUUCUUGGUAGCUUCCGGACAGUGAAAGAAAGGCUGCUAACUAUUGGAUUAGCUGCCUUAUCUCUAGAUUUAUUUGUGAGGCCUCAGAGUGCCUUCUUCAUCUUUAUGGAAGAAUUUCGGAAGACGUUCAAGGAAAAGAACCCUAAUAACAAGUCGGUCACAGCGGUUGCUAAAGCUGGAGGAGACAAGUGGAAAUCUUUGACGGAAGAAGAGAAAGCUCCAUACGUAGCUAAGGCAGCAAAGCUCAAAGCCGAUUACACCAAAACCAUGACUGCCUACAACAAGGGCCAGUCUGGUGGAGGAGGAGGAAGUCGUGCUGCUGCCACAGAUGAAGAAGAAGAAGAAGAAGGCGAGGAAUCUGACAAGUCAAAAUCCGAGGUGAAUGAUGAGGACGAGGAUGAUGAAGAAGAAGAGGAUGAAGAGGAUGAUGAAUGA